Molecule: messenger RNA, 4059 nt
Organism: Enhydra lutris kenyoni (northern sea otter)
Lineage: Eukaryota; Metazoa; Chordata; Mammalia; Carnivora; Mustelidae
Product: protein phosphatase 3 catalytic subunit gamma
Exons: 15
Coding region: 270-1874 (534 amino acids)
Biological process (GO): calcineurin-mediated signaling
Cellular component (GO): cytoplasm; calcineurin complex
Molecular function (GO): calmodulin-dependent protein phosphatase activity; calmodulin binding
Source: RefSeq, a predicted model, not a curated record
AGCAGCCGCGGCCGCCGGGGUUGCCUUGCCGAGCCACCCGCGCUCCCGACUCGGCUCCUCAGGAGGGAGCGACCAGUGGGCCCGCAUCGUGUCAGCGAGGUUCGAAGCCCGGCUGCCGUGGCCUCCUCCUUCUGGUACCUGGGCCGCCCGGAGGAGCCGGGGCCGGAGCACGGCGGGCUGACUGGCCCCGGGGAGCUGACACCGCUGGACACCAAGGCGGAGGUGCACGUCUGGCGGUCGCCUGGAGCCGGGAGGAGGCCGAGGGGACCAUGUCCGGGAGGAACCACCACCUCUCCACCACCGAACGCGUCAUCAAAGCUGUUCCCUUUCCUCCAACCCAACGGCUUACUUUGAAGGAAGUAUUUGAGAAUGGGAAACCUAAAAUUGAUAUUUUGAAAAACCAUUUGGUGAAGGAAGGGCGACUGGAAGAGGAAGUAGCCUUAAAGAUAAUCAAUGAUGGGGCUGCCAUCCUGAGACAAGAGAAGACCAUGAUAGAAGUAGAGGCUCCAAUCACGGUGUGUGGUGACAUUCAUGGACAAUUCUUUGACCUGAUGAAGUUGUUUGAAGUUGGAGGAUCACCUAGUAACACACGCUACCUCUUUCUGGGUGAUUAUGUGGACAGAGGCUAUUUCAGUAUAGAGUGUGUGCUGUUUUUAUGGAGUUUAAAAAUUAAUCAUCCCAAAACAGUGUUUCUACUUCGAGGAAAUCAUGAAUGCAGGCAUCUUACAGAGUAUUUCACCUUCAAACAGGAAUGUCGAAUCAAAUAUUCCGAACAGGUGUAUGAUGCUUGUAUGGAGACAUUUGACUGUCUUCCUCUUGCUGCCCUCUUAAACCAGCAGUUUCUGUGUGUACAUGGAGGGAUGUCACCUGAAAUUACUAGUUUAGAUGACAUUAAGAAAUUAGACAGGUUUAAAGAACCUCCAGCCUUUGGGCCAGUGUGUGAUCUGCUUUGGUCUGAUCCUUCAGAGGAUUAUGGCAAUGAGAAGACCUUGGAGCACUAUACUCACAACACUGUCCGAGGGUGCUCUUAUUUUUACAGCUACCCUGCAGUUUGUGAAUUUUUGCAGAACAAUAAUUUGUUAUCAAUAAUCAGAGCCCACGAAGCCCAGGAUGCUGGGUAUCGAAUGUACAGGAAGAGCCAAACAACAGGCUUUCCGUCACUCAUUACAAUUUUCUCUGCCCCCAAUUACCUAGAUGUCUAUAAUAAUAAAGCUGCUGUGCUAAAAUAUGAAAACAAUGUCAUGAAUAUCAGGCAGUUUAACUGUUCUCCACACCCCUAUUGGCUUCCAAACUUUAUGGAUGUUUUCACAUGGUCUUUGCCAUUUGUUGGGGAAAAAGUCACAGAGAUGCUGGUUAACAUUCUCAACAUAUGCUCUGAUGAUGAAUUGAUUUCUGAUGAUGAAAUUGAAGAUCACUACAUUUCAAGCUAUCGGAAAGGAGGCACUACAGUUCGGAAGGAGGUCAUCAAGAAUAAAAUCAGAGCCAUUGGGAAGAUGGCACGGGUCUUCUCAAUUCUGCGAGAAGAGAGUGAGAGCGUGCUGACUCUUAAGGGCUUGACUCCAACAGGAACACUCCCUCUAGGUGUCCUCUCAGGAGGAAAACAGACUAUUGAGACGGCCACAGUAGAAGCGGUAGAGGCCCGGGAAGCCAUCAGAGGGUUUUCACUUCAGCACAGGAUCCGGAGUUUUGAAGAAGCCCGAGGUCUGGACCGAAUUAAUGAGCGGAUGCCACCCCGAAAAGACAGCCAGUACCCCGAUGGGCCAGUGAAAUUGGUGGGCCCUGCACAGUCCAAUGCUGCGCACAGGAGUGACAGGGGGAGAAGAGCCAAUAGUGACACAGAGCCCUGCUGUGGCACAGGUGGAUCCAAAACUUAGGAACAAAUUUUAUUUGUUUCUUAUUGGAAAAAAAACAAAAACAACUUUAACAACUUAAACCUGGAGGUGCAUUCAUAAUUCACUCUGCAUUUAUGCUGUAAGAAAGGUGACCAUUUUAUAAAUUGUUUUUAAUUUAUGUUUAAUGUAUAGAAAAAGUGCAUCUGUUUUGUUUUUCCCUUUUUUCCCUACUUUUGAAGAACUGAUCUGAUUGUCUGAUACAUAUGUGAAGUUCUGUGCUGCAAAGGGGACCUUCCCCUAAUAAAAGGGCCGUGGAAACCUCCACCCUGGUUUCGAACUAGCCAGCCUUUUCUCCUAUUCUUUUGGAAGGUAAUAUCUUUCAUUUCAGACUAAUAAUAGUGUUUCAAACAUAAGAGGGUGUUUUCCUUUUCCCUGUCUACAGGGUGCUGUUGAAAAAGAUUGCUCAGAUUUCAGUGGCUAAAACUUCUCUUCUUAUGGAAAACUUGAUUAAAGUAGAACUUCUAAAUGAAUAACCCAAACCCAGUGGUUUGAGGGCCAAGGAGAAUGUUUUCCAUAUAACCUACUUUCUUCUGAACUCUCAGUUCUUUUUAAUAUGUUCUAUGUUCUAGUAAGGCAGAAUAAAAAGCAGUGAGGGAUUUUCUUAGAGUUACUCAAAAUUUCUUCUUCCAGCCAUGGGCAUGAUGGGUUUAAACUUCCCUUAGAGCUUUGGACAUUUGGAACAGUUUGCUUUCAUUUUUGAAGCCCAGGUGAUGUACCCAACUGCAAAGGAAGGUACAAUUCUAAAUAUUGUAUGAAUGCCCUCUGUAGAAUUCCUGGUAGAAAGAGGUAUUUAUGUCCUUCUGUGCGAUUACAUCAGCUCUUGUGUCUGUUCUCCCCAUUGUCCUUCUGUUUUUCUAUGUCAGUGUUUUAAAAACCAACGGGGGUAAUGGAAACUGACUAGGGUAGAAUGAUCCCCUUGUGAUUUGGAAGUCUUGCUAAAGGGCAUUGGAUGACGAGGAUUUCCUAUAUUGUAUAUCAAUUCCUGUGAUGUUUCUCCAUCUUUAAACACUCAUUAGGUUGAAACUGUAUGUCAGUCUGUCAGCAUAUUUUGGAAUAUAAAAACAAGUGUUCAGAUACAGUGUCUGAAUAGUCUUCUCUUAGUUUUUCAAGUAACAACUAGCGAGGGAAAGAAAUUUCAGUGAUCCUUGGGCUCUCGUUUUUAGUUUAGUCUGGUGACAGAUGCCAUGUCAUAAUACUCAUCGGUCAACUUUGCAGUGACUGUGCAUGUCUGGGUAAUACUACACCAAAGUGCUUAUUUACAGAAUCCUUAAUAUCAUUUGGGAGGUAGGAGUCCAGCAAAUUGAAGCAAGCAUCCUGACAAUAGUGCUUUAUGUUAAGUAAGUUUUAAGGACACCAGAAACCUUUUUCCAAAAAAACCCAUAUAAUUUCACUAGAAGAAUGAGGAUUUAGCCUAUCUGUCUCUGUUUUCCUAUACCUUUUGCUAACAGUUCCCAGUUUAUGACAGAGAUCAAAGUAUUUUAGGGCUUGGAAUCUGGUGGCAUGGAUUGCUCUGUCACUAAAAAAUGGUAGGGAGGGUAUGGAGGAAGGAGAUAACAGACCUCUUACUGGGUCAUGAAUAAAACCUACGAAAGGAAGGACACAAAGUCUUAAGUAAUUAUCUUUACUGAUCAUCAUUUUUUUAUAUUCAAAGAGGGAAUUCUUCACCUGGAUAGCCUCACAGUCCUCCCUCCCCCAGCCCCAGUCUAGAAAGGACCACUGUUUUGGAAAUCUCACCUAAGAUGAAGGUCAGUCCACAUGACAGACUUGAUGGAUGUGAGUCUCCUCUCUUUCUCUUUUCUCCUAGCUGAGGCUGUUACACUUACAUAGUCUGCAAGUAGAAACCACUCUUAAGAGCUUUCGUCAUCAGACAAGUAGUGAAAUAGUUACUGAAAAUCCUACAAGCAAAAAAAUGCUGUUCUAGUAAAGGGAUUAUUAUUUAUGAAUGUCUUCAUCAUCUUCUCAAAAACAAGUUGUACAGUAAAGCAAGGUUCCUUGACAGAGGCGUGGCAAAAGACCUAUAAAUACAGAGAACAUUCUGAGGGUUGACAGAUGGAGGGGGAUGGGCAAAAUGGGUGAAGGUGAGAGGGAAAUCCAGGCCUCCAGUUAUGAAUGAGUAAGUCAUGGAAAUAAAAGACACAGCAUAAGAAAUACAAUCAAUGAUACCAUA